This is a messenger RNA of Penicillium odoratum, 231 nucleotides long. RefSeq lists its product as uncharacterized. The transcript has a single exon. NCBI's taxonomy places the organism in Eukaryota, Fungi, Ascomycota, Eurotiomycetes, Eurotiales, Aspergillaceae. The record is from RefSeq and is a predicted model, not a curated record. The coding region runs from base 1 to 231 and encodes 76 amino acids.
AUGUCCAGUCUUCACGAGCUCCUUCUUCAUCGACAGCGACCAGGACGAUGGCAAAGAUUCUGCGCCCGGCCUUGUGUCUUCCUCGCAAAACUUCUUUAUAGUUGGUACGAGUCUAUUCCAGCUACUCCACUCACAAAACCUAUCGCGGUUGUCUGUAUCUCGGAUACCCACAACACACAAAUUGACGUCUAUGAUGGGAACAUCCUCAUCCAUGCUGGUGAUCUCACAUAA